This is a messenger RNA of Gopherus evgoodei (Goodes thornscrub tortoise), 841 nucleotides long. It is a transcript of the gene PIERCE2, whose product is annotated as chromosome 10 C15orf65 homolog. Gene Ontology annotation, biological process: axoneme assembly. Gene Ontology annotation, cellular component: axonemal microtubule. Bases 238 to 591 code for a protein of 117 amino acids. Lineage: Eukaryota; Metazoa; Chordata; Testudines; Testudinidae. The transcript is spliced from 2 exons. The record is from RefSeq and is a predicted model, not a curated record.
GCGCAGAGGUCAAAGGCCAACAAGGCUUGUCAACAAAGGAACCGUCAGCGGCUCCGUGAGGGGCUGGUGCUAUGGCAACGUCGCACGCCCCCGACGCCUGAGCGCUGCAGAGUUGGGGCCACGAUCUAGAGCCGGCUGCGGGGCCUUGGACAGCAGCAGCGGCGGUGGCCAGGCUGAGGCGGACGGCGGUAAGCAGCGGCAGAGCGCGCGCCGGCCCGGCCUGUCGUGGAAAAGAAAAUGACUUCUGCUGAGAUGCUACCAACGAGUACCAACAAUGAGAAAAUCAAAUCUGUUCAACUGCCUUCCUGUGCAAAUCCUGGCAAUCCUGUGUUUUCCUGUAUGUUGGACCCAAAGACACUCACCACCAAUAAUUUCUUGACAAACCCUCAGCUUUUACUGUUUAAAACAACUUCGAGUGAAUAUGGUGCUAUACCACCUACGUCUCAAAUGGUACCAUGUACCUACCAUCCAAAGGAUGAAACAUUUACAAAACAUUUGUUAACUUGUGGUUUGACUCAACAUAAUUAUAUAAACACUGCCAUUGACAGAAGUAGGGUAUAUGACUACCCAAAUAUGCAGCAUACUCUGUAAAAUUGUACUAUCUUACUUUUCUGAUGUAUUUACUGAAAGAACUAGUCAUUUUACCUUUGGGGAAAUAAAACGCAGGCUUGUUAUUUUUGUUGUCCAUUUUGGGAGUAAAGCGUCAAUAUAUAUUACAAUAAAACACUUUUUUAUUACAAGGAUCAAACAGUGAAUAAUUGUUAAUAUUUUAAGUGAGUAUUUGUUAAUACAUUUCUGUGCAUCAACCCAUACAGAAAUAAAGAAUAUCUCUUGAAAUGAA